AUGAAUCCCGUUAAGCAGACAGCAUCCCCUCCGGGAGCGGGAUGGGCACCAAUUGAGUGCCUUCCCCAAGGGAUACUAGAAAGGAUUGCCGAAUUCCACGGAGACAUUGUCGGUAUCUCCCCCAACGAGCAGGCCGGCACAUUCACCCACCCCCACAUCGAUUCAGCUGCCUCAGACACCUGGCAGCCUCGGUACAAUGACCUUCGAUCACUGGCGCUUACUUCCACAAGCUUCGCUUACCCGGCUCAGCGGGCCCUACGCUACGUACGCUAUCUCGUAACUUUUAUUACGGACUACGUGCGUCCGCUACCGAUCAGAUUCAUACCCCCCCAGCCCUUGGUAUUAUCAGAAUUCAUGCGCAACAUCUACCCACUUCUUUCGACUCCCAUCGCAGACGCUCUUCCCGAGCACAGCUUCCUCCGCGGGACCUUGAAAAACAGCCUUGACACUCUGAUCGCCACUGAUUCCUCAGAAUGGGGCGGUUUCCUGAUCCACAUGAUCGGCCAAACCGGUGUGAAUUUUCACACCAUAGAGGAUCAAGUUCUCACGACGGCCCUACAGCUCUGCCCCCGUCUCGCGGCUACUCGCCUUUGCUUUGGUGAGCCCAGGCGCCAUUCCGAGGGCCCGGAGCCUGCCAACCAAACUGCGCCAAACAUCCUCAUUUAUUCCAGCCUUAUCAACAACUGCCCGUCGUACCUCAAGUCCUUGACUCUCGACUUUGGUGCCCUCUACUCCCUCACCAACUUCAAGAGCCAUGUGCCCGGAUACCCACCCGGCUGCCCGCCCUCGGUCGAGCGGCUCACCCUCGUGGGAAACAGGGUUGAAUCCGAGCUGCCGUACGAGGCCUUUACCAUCGAAAUCCUUUCCGCCUGGUUGGGAACAAACAUGAAGUUGCGCGAGCUCAGGCUUGUCGACGACUUCGACAAGAUGAUCCGUUACACGGACAUCAGGGAGUCCAACAACGCCACUAGCAAUUCCGAACAAGUCAGAAUGCCCAAUUGGAACGACGUUCUACGUUCGUACAAAGACACUCUGGAAGUGUUAGUGAUGGGUUGGGACCGUCCUUCUGCCAUUGGCAUGAAGGCCCGGUUUGGGGCCUCGGGCAAGCUUGAUUGCUUGCCGGAAAUGGGCAAGCUGAGGUAUCUGAAGGCGCCGUUAAUCGCUCUCGGGGGUAACGAUUUCAUUGUGCCUUUGGGUCCAGAGGAUGGCAAGCUCAUUGAGUCAGUCAGGACUGGGCUUCCAGCUAACCUGAGGAAGCUCGAUCUCAUGGUGGUCAACCCGCCUCAGACUCGUGCGGAGAGAACGACCUUGAAGUGGAGGGUUGUUGAGUGCCGGCUUUAA
This is a messenger RNA of Neurospora tetraspora, 1341 nucleotides long. RefSeq lists its product as uncharacterized. The record is from RefSeq and is a predicted model, not a curated record. The coding region runs from base 1 to 1341 and encodes 446 amino acids. Lineage: Eukaryota; Fungi; Ascomycota; Sordariomycetes; Sordariales; Sordariaceae. The transcript is spliced from 2 exons.